Molecule: messenger RNA, 411 nt
Organism: Puccinia graminis f. sp. tritici CRL 75-36-700-3
Lineage: Eukaryota; Fungi; Basidiomycota; Pucciniomycetes; Pucciniales; Pucciniaceae
Exons: 1
Coding region: 1-411 (136 amino acids)
Source: RefSeq, a predicted model, not a curated record
AUGGCCAGUCAAACGACUGCCGAGAUUCAGAUGAAUCAUGACCGAUUAGACACGGACAAUCGAAUGGUUGAUGCAAACAUCGCCCUGAUCAAUGCCUUAAGUCAAGGCCUCGCGCCUACAGCCAAUUCGCCCGAGCAGAUCAGCCUUCAGAACCACCAAAUCCGGCUUGAUGUCCAGCUCCGAGAGGUGGAAGUCGCUCGCGCCCGAGCCGCUUUGGCUGCCGAGGAGGCUUCAGGUGCAGCGUUUGCUCGGGCGAGGAUGGUCCAGGACUUCAUUGGAUCAGGAUUAGCACCAGCCGAAGCCCUUGAGAUGACUAAUCAGAUACUCGGGCCGGUCUUGUUGGCCCCUCCACAGACUCCUGUUGACCCUUCUCAGACUCCUGUUGACCCUUCCCCGCCUUAUGAUGAAUAG